UGCACGGGCCACGCGAUAACAGAAACCCGCGACUGUCAGUCUUGAAGCUCAGCUUUCUCCAGUAUCCGCAUCUCACGCACGUCAAUUCGUUCAGCUAUUGCUGUAUGACAUUGAUUAAUCGCAAUGCCACCCCGAAAGAAAACCAAGCGCGCACACUCCACUACACCUCCCGAGGACACAGCGGCGCAAUCUAGUGCGGAUACCCCAGGAUCAAUCGACAGCGCUGAAAAGCCCGAGCCCGAAUAUGACUUGAUUGGCGAUCCUUGGACAGACGAGCAAGAGACGGCACUAUUAAAGGCGAUAAUAAAAUGGAAACCCGUUGGCGUUCACAAGCAUUUCCGCAUGCUCGCAAUUGCAGACUACCUGAAGAGUCAAGGAUAUGCGCCCUCGUCAGCAGAACAUAUGCGUAUUCCCGGGAUAUGGAAAAAGCUGGGUACUCUAUACAACUUGGAGGCGUUAGAUGAACGGGAGGACGCAGUGUUUGCGGAUACGAAUGAGGAUGAGGAGGAGGAGCCAAGUGAGAUGUACUGGCCGUUUGAGCUUCCCUACGACGAAUAUGGCGACCUCAUGUUUGAGAGGCGGCUGGCGACAGAAGGUUCGUUGUCGCCUGUAACAAGUCGCCAUGCCGAGUCUCGACGAGGAAGCACGGUGGCAGACACCGACGAGCCUCGCUCAUCUCCCGCUCCAUCUCGAGGCCGCAAAUACAAUCGUGGCACACGCCAACCCGCACGCGAAACUCGCUCGACACGACUUCAAAUUGAAAUUGGCUCUGGUAGCCAAGGCAAGGCGUCCGAUGAGGACGCAGACUCUGGGGAAGAUUCCGACGUCAAUGAUGAAGGUGAUGAAGAGGAGGGCGAGGAGGGUAGUGACGGUGGCAAAGACAGCGAGGACGAUGAGGAAGAGGAGAGCAGUGACAAGGGAGGUUCAAGGAGCACGAGGGCAAAGGCAUCACGGUCCAAGCAGAAGGACACCAAAAAGGCUUCAACGAGUACUACAACCCGCCGAACUGCUCGCCGACGUUGACGCUAAACAUCGGUUGUUUCCUUCAUUUCAGUUUUAUAUUUUGAUACCAGCGGAUCUUCGGAGUGGCGUUUUGAAUACUGUGUGAUUUGUUCUGUGUAACAAUGGGCCUUGUAUGUACUUUUUACAACUAUUUCCAUGAAACAACUUCCCACCAAGGCCUACCCACUACGUAA
Molecule: messenger RNA, 1196 nt
Organism: Penicillium brasilianum
Lineage: Eukaryota; Fungi; Ascomycota; Eurotiomycetes; Eurotiales; Aspergillaceae
Source: the annotation of a GenBank genome assembly